AUGGCGCUCGCACCGCUGGGAACGCAAGUGCGCCCGUACAGAGACUACCUGACGCCUGCUCUGCACCGAAGAUUCAACAAGGCCAGUCGAUACACGCUGCUGCUAUGCUAUGCGAUCGCAUGCUGGAUGGGAGAAUGGGACAACAUGCUAUGGCUGUGGUUUCCUCUAGGCCUCACUGGCAUUCGGACCCUCCUCAUAUUUCUCUCCGCCCUUUCCAUCUACGUCCUUCGCGUCGCACAGUGGCAUGUUGGCCGCCGCCAAACAGAGACCCGAUUCGAGACGUUCAAGAAAUACUUCUUCCGUCCGGCGACACUGAUCACGCUUGUCGCGUACGCUUUCUCCGCGAUGCUGUUUGUCGAAACUUAUAUCUGGUCGCGGGGCACUCAAGCCAGGCUCAACUUCAUCGAGGCCGGCCGCAUGCACGAGCGAUUCCGGCUGAACGAGAGGCCGCUCUACCUGCGCUAUCUCUUCUACCUACUAUCAGCAGCACAAUCGGGGGUACACUUGUGGAGGGACUACGACAAGAUUGAGUUGCAGGCGAUGAAGCCUAACAAGGAGCGGGGUGACGCGACCACUUCCACACCGGCACGACGGGGUCCCAAGCCCAGACAUGUUCUUACGAGAUCGCUCAAGGGCAUUGCAACACAUUCGACCUUCUUGGCUUCGGUCGUUGCAGCUGCCGGUUUCUGCCUUUACUACCUCGGAACCCGAAACCUGAUCUGGAGCUACUACUACAGCUUCAGUCGAUACCUCUGGAGCUUGUCCAAGACUUCCACACCUACAGGACUUGCUCCAUUCCUUCCUCUGUGCUUCAUGUUCGUCACAGAAGGAACGCUUCUCGUUGUGCUCUGGGAGUUUGUCAACAAGACCUUCGAUGUGUACCUCGCACAGGAGCCCUUGAAGAACGAUGUGCCCAUCACCAACGACUCUACCGACCCCAAUGGAUCCCUUUUGAACGGACUCAAGUCGAAGAAGGAUACUGUCAAGGCCAUUGCUUUCUGGGAGCUAGCCCUCAUCACCGACGCCUUUCCCGAGCGCCGCAAGACUAUCUACAGCGAGAUGGAUCGUAAGAAGGCUCCGACACAUCAACAAGUUACGGAUAUCUGUCUGGGACAGCUCAAGUGGCUUAUCGAACGUGUCAGUGCUGGUCUCGAUCCAGCCUACCAGCCCAGCGACGCAUCAGGUCAAGACAAGCCAACCGGGCCUAUCAAUCUGGUUCCUCGUAUCGCACAACCGCUAAAGGACGACAAGCCGAUUGCUGCUGCGCCACCACAACCAAGUACCAGGUGGGAACAUGUCGAAGCAGCAACCGCCAGUAUUGCAAAGUCACACAGCGCUCCAGGAAACGCACAGCAAGCAUACAGUCGGGAAGCCAUCAACAAAGGAAUGAAGAAGGCCCAAGAAGGUGCCCGGGAAGCCGAGUCGUUCUUCACGACUUAUUACAACAAGCUUGUUUCUUCCCCGGUCGGCUUAUUGUUCCAGCAUUCCUUCCAACGCACAUCGAAUAUUGUCGUCCUCGGCGCACCUUACUCUCAACUUUCCCAAGUCUGCAAUGCCGCGACUGCACUAGCAAACCUUGCAGUGUUUUCUCUUGCCGAAGACAGCUUAGGACGCUUUCACCAAGGAAUACCAAGCAUAGUGCGCAUAUUCACUAUUGCGCUGAAGAAGAUCGAUGAGUACAUGGACACAGCUCCUAUACACUGGAGCGACAAGGAGACGAACGGCAAGCCAGAAGCGGAGAGGAGGAAGGUGCCUGAAGUAGAUGAAGCCAGAGAAUGUCUCAGACAAGGUCUUGAGAAGGUUCUUGGCAGCUUCAACGAAUACCUAAGCGGUAUGGGUCUCAGCAGGCUGGAGAUUAUGGAGGCAAAGAAGGUGGUGGGUGUCAAGAAAGCGCCAGAGAUGAUUCAGGCGGGGGCGAAAUAG
Alternaria incomplexa is the source of this 1923-nucleotide messenger RNA. RefSeq lists its product as uncharacterized. Gene Ontology annotation, molecular function: spindle pole body-nuclear membrane anchor activity. The transcript has 3 exons. Gene Ontology annotation, cellular component: nuclear pore transmembrane ring; spindle pole body. Bases 1 to 1923 code for a protein of 640 amino acids. The record is from RefSeq and is a predicted model, not a curated record. NCBI's taxonomy places the organism in Eukaryota, Fungi, Ascomycota, Dothideomycetes, Pleosporales, Pleosporaceae. Gene Ontology annotation, biological process: nuclear pore organization; spindle pole body localization.